AGGAGUCGCUCGAAUACCAAUGCGAGGUCUGGUGUAAAACCAAGUAUAGCUUAAGCUUUUGAAAAUUUACAUCAAAGUCGAGCGCCUCGUGAGUAGAGCCUUCAUCUCAUGUCCCCUGACAUGAACAAAUAUCUGUGAAGACGCGACCCCCCGGGAUAAUCGGCUAACCACCAAUACAAACGUCAUGUCCACCAGCACAAACCGCCACCCAGCCCAGUUUCUGGUUUUGGACGGUCUCAACUUGCUGGAGAUUCUUCGCGUCUGUUGCACCUUUCUGUGCAUUGGUUUCGUCACAACCACGUUUUUGCAAUACUGCGGCGAAAUCGUGAAAUAUCAUCGAGCAAGGAACCCCGGCGUGGUGGCGAAUUUCGUGGCAGAAGAUGUACUUACUCUAAAACUGCAAAUAAGCGGCAAUGCCCUGAAGUCCUGCGAAAUCCAUGCCCCGCGAACUUGCCCCUCUGUUGGCCUGGGACAGAGCGGAAAGUAGUUAUAUAUUACAAAGGGUCGCCUUAGCAUUGUGAGUGCAUUUUGGGAGCAGGAGGGCCUCGGUAUUUGGAGAAGUGAGGAGAUGUCCUCUCCUUCGUAAGUUGAUCGCCUUGCACUGGCGCCAUAGCCAAAAACAGGCAGCUGCAAAGUCGAAACCGUUCGCAGAAGAGCUGCGAAAGAGGCAAGGAAGGCCAUCAGCAAGUAGAAAAGGGCAUGGGCCACCCCAGUAGCCCUGCCAAGGAAGAGGCUGCACCCGUCGCAACGUCGCUCCGCCAACGAGGUUCCGGACCGGGCUACCUAGUGGCCGUCGCGUCGCCCUAGCUUUAUUUCGUCCGUGUUAGGUUUACAUCGACCUCCUGAAAGCAGAGGCUGCUUUUAUUGUCCCGAAAUUUUCGCAACCACAGAGUCAACCUUUUGGAAGCAUAGGUUGAUUUUAUGGUUGCGAAGUUUCCGGAGGCAUAGCCAUAGAAUCGAUUUCCUGGAAGCAGAUGGUGAUUUUAUGGCCACGACGUUUUAUUUUCUUCAGCCAUUGGCUGGAGAAGACGCGACCCAAAAUGCGCCUGCUUUGCCCCUUUUAGGUCAGGCCCUAUGCCAGAUUAAGGAACCCCGGCGUCGUGGCGAAUUUCGCGGCGGAAGACGUAUCUAUGUGAUUCUCAUUUGGCCAUAAAGAUGAACAUCAUGGCAGGGAAGAUCCUGCUUAAAACUGCCUGCACAAAUAAAAUAAAUCCGAACACAAUGAAAGAACGUGACUCAUUGCCAUUUUUUUCCACGUGAUCAGACCUCCUUCAGUGUAUUGUAAGACAGGCUGAAGAAAGACAAUGACAAACACAGCCUCAUAUAACCAGCAAAAAGAACUUUAACUUACUUCGCACGACAAUCUAUACCUACAGCUCAUCGCCGUUCCCUUUUUUGUCGGCAUUGGAGCGGUACCAAUAUGGGGACUCGUGUUGGACUACCUCGAGUCAAAGCGCACACUGACCACCGCGACCAUGCUUGCGCUCGUAGGAUGCUUCGCCCUCGGGCAAAACCCUGGGUACUUCAGCGCGUUUCUGCUCUUCCUUGGCGUCAACGGCAUGCGGCUUAGCAUCGCCGCGCUAGUGCAGCAGACGUGCAUAUGCGGUGCGAAUAGGUCUGGACCCUCUGGAGGAAUGCAAGGUCUCAUGCUGUCGACUUGGCAUCAGUAUCACAGUAAAGCGGCUAUCCUGCUGGUGCACAUGAGCACCAGGAGCAAAAGUGCGUAAGUACUCUUCACCACGCGAAAAUGACAUUCCCCAAGCCUAGUAGGCAUAGAGCGCGAGAGCAGAUCUAUUUCUCAAAACUUGUCGUGUCGCGCGUAUCGCAGACCAUCUUUUGUGUGAUGCGAAAGCUGCAUCACUUCAAACAACCACAGUCUUCCAGAAGAUCCGGACGUAUUUGCGUUUGAUAGUGGAAGAGCAGCUACGGGCAGGACAGAUACGGUAUUGGAAGCAAGGUGAAUAGUGCUACUGCUACCAUGCCCAUGUCCAUUGAGGACCAUUGAGGAGCUGUCUUGCAUAUUUGAUUUGAAUGAAGCAUCAGUAUUUUAUGUGAUGAGUAGAUGCUCGCCAGCACUCCAACUCAUUUGUCCUCCAAGCGUCGAUCGCACUACAUCACAGGCAAAGCGUUCUGUUUGGCCGCCGCGUUGGAGCUCGUAGGCGUUUUUUUCGGGCUACAAGUAACCAAUCUUUCCUGGGCUGCGCACUACUAUCGAAUGAAAAAAGUUCGUCACGAUCACUCAUGCUCAUUUUUGCGAAAGCGAAUACAAACCUGUCAUGCUUAUAAAAUGCAUUGCCGUCAAAUAAAUUUCGAUUUCCUCCGUGAUUUGGAUUUCAGCCCUUCUCUUGUGUUAAUGCAAUACAAGAAAAAACUGUGACGCCAGUGCCAGAGACAUUUGUCAUGCCAGACCUGCAAAAAAAAGUUGACUGUGGGGAAUUUUCUCCUGUCCAUAACUACGUCGCCGGCAGCAGUAAAUGCGUGGGAAUGUGUGUGGAUUUCAAAUUUGCGUUCCACCUCUGCCUUCCUGUAAUUACGGUUUUGUGUGUUAGCCUGGCGCUUCUAACACGGAUCCCGCAGGUGACUGUACUCGCAAAUAGUAGCGCCCCGAGGUCACCUUCGGCCUCGCUGCAGGGGAGACAGGUAUGUAUUAAAGAAGUAACAAGUUUGCUUGUUGCGAUCAUGUUGAUUCACGAUUUUUUGAAGCAAGUACUGGUUUUCUGGUGCUGUCCGGAUUUGUGUACCUACUCAUCAAGGAAAAAGAGACAUUUGGAAAGCUGCAUUCACACGCGCACACCACAUCCAACACCGAGGUCCUCCGCCCGCGGUCCAUUUCCGGUGCCCGACUUUUCUACGUCGUGGCUGCCAUGAGCUGGUGUGGCUGGGGUGCGUUGCUGUGGUUUGGUGCAUUGUUCGUGACGAAGGAGCUCUAUCGAGGAAAAAAACUGCGUUUAGUGUAAGUAAGUCUCUGAAGACUACAACAGCAUGACGAAUUCACUCUGCAGAAACAGAGCAAGCCUGUCAUGCAUGGUCAGUAGGUGAAAAGAAAAACGCGUAUGAAUAAUAAAGGGCGGGACUUCAGGGCUGUCUGGCAUGACAAGUGUAUGACUACGUCGUGACUAUAUUUUUCUGCACAUGUAGACGAUGACGAGACUUGACUUCUUACAAGCACAUGCACAGUUUUUAUCUUGCAUAGGCUCUACCUCGUGUUCAAUGUGUUCCGGGACGAUGUCCGGGUGCUGGGUAUCCUGUGUGCUAAAAACGUCCCCACCCCCAGAGUUGUCAUGCAAAGUCGAUGGCAUGCCUAAAAUUUGUCUCAUGCGCAAUCCGCCCAUGAGGGCCAUUUUCUAUUAUUACUCUCUGGCAGAUUUUCAUGCUACAAUCAUGAUAGAUGAGAUAAAUCGAUUUGCAACGUGGCUGCACUCCCUAAAUACACUCAGUGACACUGACACUACUUACCAUCCCCGACUCGUCAUGCCAAAAGAACUUGUUGAUUAUGAUUUGUGUAGCCAAACCCCCAACCAUCUUGACUGUAGGGCGGGGGCGUUUUUACUCAGGAUACUGGGGAAUCCGAUGCUCAGGUAUCAUGGGUCGUGUUGAUGCAGUGGCAUGCUUUUCGACGUAGAACGCGUUCUAUACUCUUUUUAGUCACUCAUGUCAUCGGCAAGAGAAGCAAUCCAAAUGUUCUCCGGAAGUAGGAAACAAUCAGCCACAUUUACACUCGAUUGUUGAUUGUUCGAGUGGUUCUUCAGCGGAUCGUUCUGUGUUAUACGAAUAAGUACGGAUGCACCUCGGUGCAUCAUUUUCGAGUCGUUGGUGUAGCGUCUACUAGGCUAGUGGGCUUGGUCAUUGGCAUUCGGCCCUGCCCCGCGGAGUGUUGGCAGGGGCUGUUGGUUUUUAGGCGUAUUUGUUUUCCUGCAUCCUCAGGGCUACGGAAUCUCCCAGAACGGAGGCUGAGGGGCUAGGGGCCCCCUUUAGACUGCCCGGGGAGGGUCUCUCUUGUUGUCUCUGCCCCGGGGCAGUGAAAGGCUCUUGCUUCCAGGUUGGGUAUAUGACUUUGCAGCGUUGAUUAAUAUGCCGCCGCUGGCGGCCGUGGCAGCGGGCCUACUCCUUGCAGGCCAGGUCCAGGUAGGCGGGGCCCUUAGUUGUUCGCAAGAAGUUGCAAUGGGUUAGCUCUCCUCUCCUGCUGGUUUUUCACGGUCUCUCAUUUGUCCGGGCUGGUUCAGCGCGUCCCUUUCCAUGUGGCAGGGCCCUUGCAGUUACACCUCGGAGUGCAAGGGACUCGGGUAGAUGGCUUUGAAUUCACUGGGGGAAACGGCUGUGCCCUACGCCUUGGGUUUUCUGGUGCGGCAAUUGUGGUAUUCAUUCAUCGGCUAACUUCGGGUCGGGAACGGAAGCUGGCUUUGCGGGGAUGUCGCGGCUUAUGGGGUUAGCCUUUGCCUUCGGAGGCCAGCAUUUUCACUGCGCGCACCCAGGGGUGCUGGAGGUUGGUGCCUAUUGAUUCAGCUUGGAGUUGAAAGCCCGACGUGGACAGGGACUAGGGCCGCAGGCGGCCACGGCACUGCUGGCACUCGAGGACGUGUUUCCCGGGCAUACCGGGCGGACAGGGGAGGGCUGGCUUUGUUACCACAAGGCGCGCUGCGCGCCCGGGGCGCAUUCGGGGGGGGGGGCAGCAGGCCCCGGAUGCUUGUCUGCAGGAUGCACCGGCUAGGUGUUAGCACUCACGCUCCAAUCAACUGGCACGCAACUCUUGGCCAGGCGGCCAUCUCUCUUGGGCCUGGUGACAUUUUUGCCCUUGGGGGCAGCAGGGCUGUUUCUGUACUUUGGUGUUCUUUCUCUUGCCGACCGGACAGGAAGCGCCAUCUCAUACUCAUGGCUGGGAUAGGAGUAUUUUAGUCCAAAGCUGUAGGCUCGGAGGCACUAGCAGCUCUCUGUGUGUGGAUUGGCGCUGUGCGGCUCUAGAGCUUCGGCAAGCGAUUUCGGACCGCCGAGCCCGGCGGGGGGCCUGGCAUUUGGGAUCUUAGGCGCUCUGGGUCGGGUUAGCACACAUGGUUGGAUUUGGCACGGGCCUCAUAGGUUGAUGGCAGAUGGCUACUGGCGCUGCCUCCCCAAGAGCCUGAUAGAACCGCGUCGGGGCGCCCCGGGCAGGGCGGGUCUAGGCGAUGUCGACGCUUCUACAAGUAGAAGCAGCGUCUGGGCGGAUAUCGCAGGGGUGGUCUCCCCCUUGCCUUUCUCUCUCUCUUGGCUGGUCUAGUUUGGUAGCGGAACCCACAUGCGCGCCGGUUAUUUGGUGGCGGCCAGGAGAUUUAGUCGCUUGGGAAGUUAUGAGCACGCACAGGCCCGGUUCCGGAAGCGUUGUUUUUAGGCCGGGUUUUUUGAGGCAUGAGGCCCUUGUGUCCGAAGUCAUGGGAAGCAUAUCAUACAUCCUGGGGGCAGACGCAGGGCCACUAGUUGGGUCAAUAGCUUGGGUCUCAUUCGGGGACUACGCCCAACAUAGGUGGAGCAGGGUCGAGGACAGGCAGGCCCAACAUUGUUGAUUGUUCGAGUGGUUCUUCAGCGGAUCGUUCUGUUUUAUACGAAUAAGUAGUGCUGUAAGUACGAGUACGUUACAUGAUAGAUCACUACAGUGAACAAGAAUUUCAAAUGAAUUGUAAGUUGUAAAUAAUAUUAUUACUUAUUUUCCAGCUCACCCUUACCCCUGACCGAUCCGGGGAAGCAAUCUUUCGCGCUGGUUUUAUCCCACGAAAAAAUUGUUACCGUGACACAUUGAUUGAUUUGUAACUUCAGCAAUACAAUAAACUCGCUCUGCAUGACAGAGAAAACUUGCAAUGCAGAGAUCAUAAGGUGGAAAAACACGUAUGAGGCGAGGUUCGAAAGCAUAUCGUGCAUGACAUGCGUAAUUCUCUGUAUAACUGCAUGUUCUGCAAGAUCACAAUGUGUGACUGUAAAAACGGUUUUUCCUUUGCAUACGUUUCGCACCUGAGCUACACCACGAUUAUCUCUUCCAUCGUCGGGUGCUUUUUGCUCUUGAGGUUUGUUUAUGCAAUGCAAAAGCAUCGUACUAGUUAGUAUAAAAUUGCAUUACAAAUUAGCCCAGCAUUACAAAUUGACUUUGUAAUGCUGAUUUACCUUGAGAAAAAGUUUUGUAAUGCGUAAAUGCAAUUACUACGACUACGAUACAACUUUCGCACAGGAUAUUGUUUUCCUGAACAACCGGAAAAACUACCUGAUCACGAUAUCCUGAGUCAAAACGUCCUCCCCACCCCAGAGGCAAGAUGCCCAUUUUGCUACACAAAUGAGCAAGUUUUGGCUGUUUCGCAUGACAAAAGCUUCGAGAUGGCAUUAUAAAAUGCUUUUGAUGGGUCUCCGCAUGAGAAACAUUUUAAGCAUGCAGAUUUGCAUAUGCAGCUCUGGGGUGGGCACGUUUUUCCAUGGGAUACAGGAAACUGUACAGCGACGUGGGCAACAACCUUCUCUGCGCAAACCUGCUCCUCUAUCGCAAGAAAAUAAAACCGUCUCAGUCUCAAACCGUAGUUACUGUAGUUGCAGACCCAGCAAUACAAAUUUGCAGCUCAGCAUCAUGAAGACACGAAAAUAAGACUGUGAUGCGUCAGACACUACAAGGGUGGGACACACAUAAUAUGAAAGAAGACUCUCUAGCAUAUGGAGCAUGACAAUAAAAAUGACGCAAGGAAGUUGCGCAGUGCAAGUUGAGACUGUGAGGCAGUUUUCCUUUUCUCUCGCGAUAUCCUCCCCUUCCUUUUCACUUCCUACCCACUGAUAUCCAAGGAAAAAACGUUGUUAGUGUAAAUUUGUGAUGCGCAGCAUGCAAGAUGAUUGCGUCUGUCAUGCUUAGCAUGCAUCGUAGCGUCCACUAAAGGGCGUUUUCGCGUGCUAUCUGCGCAUGACAGGUUUUUGCUGUCAUGCCAGACAAAUUUGUAAUGCUGUUCCUCCAAAAAAGUUACACCUACAAUCUUUUUUCCUGGGAUAACUGAAGUUUUUCCUCUACUAACAAAUGCAUAAUACAUUUGAGUCUGGAAAUUGGUGAUGCUCUAUCUUGUAUGGUUCAACCAGUUAUUUCAAGCACUGCCAAGCAUGACAAGUUUUUAGUUUUACCGUGCUUUCGCGUAGAUAGUACGCAUAACUAUUACAAAGUAAUGCGUUCCACCUGCGCAAGAAAAAAGCGCCCCUACUUUGCUGGUCAUGCAACACAGAUUCUGCAGGCAUGCAGGAGAAGUACCAGAAGUUCCGCACUUCACGAUCCAUACCCAGACACAAUAUUUGCAAUGCAUAUCUACUGCUGGGCCGCAAGUCUGGGACUAUGUCUUGCAAUGCAGCUGUGUCUACCGCCGCUGAUUGUCACGCGAUUUGUGGAUAGCAACAGCCUCCCAAACGGGAAUGGCGAGGAGGGCAGUGAGGAGAAUAAUAGCAACAAUUUUAUUUCAACAUCCGAUCCAUCUGCACCCGGGAUGGUACAUAACCAAGCGACCUCGUCUUCAUCCACAGCGGGAAUAUCAAACAAGAACAGAAUAGAUGGAGUAGGUGGACCUCCACCACAACUAGGUAGCUCUGGCUCCUCCUCUUCCUCUCAGCCGCUACCCGACCUGCCCUCCCAUGCAGCAGACGCGGCUUCUACUACCACCGUCAAGCCGCCCCCUUCUGAACAUCGCCAUCUGGCCGGGCUGCUGUUCUGCCAAAACUUAGCGAUAAUAGCAGCGAAAAGCAUUGCGGACAAUUUCGCGGUGGCCGACGUCUUCGCCGCCAGCGGGGAGCCACCAAGCCACGCAAACUGCUUCGUGCUCUUUGCGACGGUGUUGUUUACGGCGAAUCUGCUGCUGGCAAAUAAACUCGCUUACCCUCCAGAAGAGUACACGCGUUAUUAUACCGGAAGAGCAUAAGUUUGUCUUGUACUACCUGAAUUCCUGUCAUUGUAUAAAACACUGCAAAUGAAAUUAAAAUGCAGAUGAGACCGAAAGAGUAGAGGCAAGUUUGUGUCAUGCAGAGUGCAGUUUGCGUUGCGAGUUAGCGACGGGAGAGCUACGACCACAAAGAAGAUUUGCGCGACGCUAAAAAUUGUUGCAACGCAAACUCAUUUUUUUUCUGGUAUUCGAUGGGUGUACUUUUCUGCAGAAUAUCGCUACGAAAGAGGAAGAAUUGGCAAGGGUGAAGAUGGGCCUCGCAAUAUCUUGUGUAAAAACGUACCCAUGAUGAACCCUUAGUCAAGUACAUGGGAGACCUGCUAAAAGACAUUCACAUCAAGAUGGGAGUAGAGGAUGCUGCUAUUAAAGCCAGAGGAAAAGAACCCGGCAAUCUUGUUCAUCUGCUUCUGGUUUCUAAGACCAGCAUGGUACGUCCUCGAACCUCCGGCUACGCAUUGAUUAUGAGCGUCAUCCUUUAUUUAUAUUUAUUCCCGGGCACGCAGAUUUGCAUGGCAGCUGUGCGGUCGUGGGUCCGUUUUUCUUUUUGCACUGGAUACGGUAUGGGCGGCGGAACCGGCGUUGGCGUUGGUGGAAGACAGCAGCUGCACGGUGGGUUGCAGGAAUGAAGAUGAUGAUCACUAUAUUACACUGGAUGGUGGAUCACAUACAACUUCUAUGUAGUUCUUGUCCCUGCGCCUUGUUGACCUCCGGCCACGCUGCCUCUUCUCGCUCUUACGUGGCACUACAACUACUACAGCACAUUUCUCUAGUAGAAGCCGCCCUAUGUUGCCGCGAAUACACCUGAGCCAGAAGGUAGUGCAGUAGGCAGAAGAAGUGUUGACAAUAUUGAAGAAAUUGAUCUUAAGUGCAGACUUGAUGACGAAGGUCAUUUUUGAUCGCUUUGGUCGUAGUGCUGUGUUUUUGUCAAUAACAAUAUGUUGAUACAGGUAGAG
Messenger RNA from Amoebophrya sp. A120, 8869 nucleotides. Lineage: Eukaryota; Dinophyceae; Syndiniales; Amoebophryaceae. The record is from the annotation of a GenBank genome assembly.